Messenger RNA from Hydractinia symbiolongicarpus, 3759 nucleotides. Its product is annotated as sodium/hydrogen exchanger 6-like. The transcript is spliced from 16 exons. The record is from RefSeq and is a predicted model, not a curated record. Gene Ontology annotation, molecular function: sodium:proton antiporter activity. Gene Ontology annotation, biological process: proton transmembrane transport; sodium ion transport; regulation of pH. Bases 118 to 2031 code for a protein of 637 amino acids. NCBI's taxonomy places the organism in Eukaryota, Metazoa, Cnidaria, Hydrozoa, Anthoathecata, Hydractiniidae. Gene Ontology annotation, cellular component: membrane; recycling endosome.
AACAAACUUUACAAUGAAAUCCAACAGGACAGCUUAGAAGCGGAUGCACCGAAAGCCUGAUGAUGAAGCCUGUUAAAUUGAACUAACUUGUAUUCUAUUUUAUUAAGUUCAGAAAUCAUGCCCUUUAGAAUGGAUUGCUUAUUUCAAACCUUUGUGUUACUUUUUGUAAAUAUAAUACACGUUUGUUAUGCAGCCGGUGACUGUAAUGCUGCUGAAGACAAAGCUGAGUUAAAAAGUGAAAACGACAGUACAAUAAUAUUAUUAGUUAUCGGUCUCCUAAUUGCGACUGUGUUAACCAUAUGGCUAUUCAAAGUGAAAAGAUUCAGAUUUAUGCAUGAAACUGGCUUGUGUAUAAUAUAUGGUAUGUUGGCUGGGUUAAUUAUAAAGUAUACUGGAGGUGUCACAAACAAAGGUCAUGUGAUAAAUUUAAAUGUUUCUGAAGCACCAAAGACCUUAUGGGCUACUUUAAAAAAUUCAAAGGAGAGCUAUUCUUAUUCACUUCGUGGAAUACUUCAUACUAGACAAGUACAGGGAGGAGAGUUAGAAACAAAGGCUGUUUUUGAUCCAGAAGUAUUUUUCUAUGCUCUACUUCCUCCAAUUAUAUUCUUUGCAGGCUAUGACAUGAAAAAGAGGUUUUUCUUUCGGAAUUUGGGAGCCAUAUUGACAUUUGCUUUUGUGGGAACCACAAUAUCUUGCAUGGUGUUUGCUGGUUUGAUAUACCUUUUUGUGUAUCUGAUUGGAGCAGAAGAGUAUGGUGGUUUUUCCUUCACUGACUCGCUUUUAUUUGGCUCUUUAAUAUCUGCUACUGAUCCAGUCACUAUACUGGCCAUAUUCCAUGACCUUCAUGUCGAUGUUGACUUAUAUGCAAUGGUGUUUGGAGAAAGUGUAAUGAACGAUGCUGUUGCUAUCGUUUUAUACAAAUCAAUUCAGUCCUACCAAUGUGCAACAUUUCAUUCGCGAUCAUUCUUCCAAGCAGUUGGUAUGUUUAUCGGAAUAUUUGGAGGAUCAUUUUUAUUGGGUAGUUUUAUGGGGCUAUUUAAUGCCUUGUUAGCAAAGUUGACCAAGAUUGGAGAAUUUCCACGUCUUGAGACUGCAUUGUUUGUGUUGGUAUCAUACAGUACAUUUCUUAUUGCAGAGGUGGCGGGAUUGACAGGUAUUGUGACAGUUCUGUUUUGUGGCAUCUCACAAGCACAUUACACAUACAAUAAUUUGUCCAAAGAAUCUCAAGUCUCAACAAAAGAGAUAUUUGGAUUGUUGAACUUCUUGGCAGAGAAUUUUAUAUUCUCGUAUAUGGGUUUGACUGUCUUUACCUUCGAGCAGCAUCAAUGGAAACCUGGUUUCAUUGCAUGGACAUUUCUUGCAAUAGCAAUCUCAAGGUUUUGCAACAUCUAUCCGCUAUCGUUUUUGCUGAACUUGAAGAGAAGCAAAAAGAUACCUUGGAAGUUUCAACACAUGCUCUUCUUCGCUGGUUUACGUGGAGCUGUUGCGUUUGCACUGGCUAUAAGAAAUACUGAAGGCAUUCCGCGUCAGCUUGUUUUAACAAGUGUUUUGGUGGUUACCAUAGUAACUGUGGUGUUUAAUGGCGGGUUGACAACUUUUGUUCUGCUCAAGUUAGGAAUCAGAGUGAAUGUGGAUCCCGAUGAAGAUAUCACAACAGAAACAACUACGGAUGAGCAUGGAGCAAUUCGAGAAGAUAUUUCGUACGAACGUUCUUGGUUGGUUCGAAAGUGGCACGAAUUCGAUAUAAAAUAUAUGAAACCUUUGUUUACAAGUAAAGGUGGACCUGUUACUGCUGCUCUACCCAGUUGCUGUCACCCCGUUGCAGAGCGAUUAACAGCUGGGCACGAUGUGGAGGAGAGAUACGAAAGACAUGGCGCGCCGAUGGAUGAAAUUGGUUCCAUUGAUGAUGAAAUGAUUGACGUGUCCGGUGAAGUAAUGACCAAGUCGCCGUCACGUAACCUCUCGCAAGAAGACGCACAGCAAAGUACAGGAGGGAAGAGUUACAAUCUGCCAAUGAAUUUGAUAACGUAGAAGAUUUUUAAAGCAUUAAAUUUUUUUAUUGCAAUAUUUGUUUUGUUCGGUUUUUAUACAUUUCAAAAAAUAAUUCCAAGAAUAUUAAUUAUUUAAUUAUUUCGAAUUCAUUUAGCAAAUUUAUGAAUAUUGAUUAAUUUGAAACAUUUGUAAAGUGAAAGUUGAUUGGUUUAGAAGUUUUGCGAAGUGAGAGGAUUGAAUGAAAUUUGUUUAUACUCCUGAAUACAAAUAUAAGUUUCCAACUUAUUCUACAUUUCAAAGCCUUGCUGUUUUUUACAACAGAGAUGAAUAAGCGCCAUUUUAUUUCUGACUAGAAUUCCGAUUGUAACGAUUAGCUAGCAUUUUCAGUAGGUAUAUUUUACGACGGCUAUUAUCGUUUCAAUUAGUUGUGGCCAAACUCUUAUAGACCAGUGCUAAGGCUUUUGCUUUCUUCGCAGAAUAUAAUGCUGUUAGAGGGUAAGGUAAAAAACAUAAAAUUUUUAGGGAAUUUGAAUUAGGGAUUCAGUAGAAAUUUAGUACAGUUUUUCGCAUGUGGUGAUAAAAAGACAUGUUCUAUGGUUUUUUCUGUAUUUGGCGGUAUAUCUUACGAAGGUAAGGAAAUUUUUAAAUUCGUUUUACUAACCUUUGUACACUCUACUUAGGUUCUGAUACAUUUGCUUUGUGGUCACGUGUUUGGUUUGCCUUUGGUUGCCGCUUAAAUGGACUUAAAGUAGCGUGGUCAAUUUGCACGGUGCUCUCCCUCUUUUAUGUUUUUCAUAGAUGCUCUUCUUUCUAUUCUAGUAAUUUUUUUUUAUUUUAAUCAUGCUUGAGAUUAACUUUUUGCGAGGAUAAUUUACGCCAUUUGCUAAAAUGAAUCUUCGCAAAAAUUUAACGAAAACUCUCCGUAUCAGCAAAAUUCGCGAAAUUCGCGGAAAUGAAGAUAUUAACGGCCUUUAAUUGUGACAUGUCCAUUUUGCAAUACAGUUAACUCCUAGUAACUCGAACACCGAAUAACUCCUUAUUAUUAGCUUUCAUGAUAUCAAACCAUUUUUAUGGAUCCCUUAAUACUUUUUUAUUAAAAAUUUUGAGCCUCGGAUAACUUGCACAUUCCUUAAGUCGACCCGUUUUGGAAGUCAAAUUUCCUGGUUCUUGUACAAAAAAUUUACUAUAUAAACCCUCUUUCUUUCUGCAAUUCUCUUAAAAAGAGUUCCAUUUAAGAAUCCACGUAAUUUUUAUAGAACACUUUCUUUGCGACGUAGUGUAAACAUGCGCAUUCAUUCCUGUAGGUAGAAAAUAUAAACAAUAGACCAUACGAGUCAAAUAAAUUUUAAAAACUAAUUAUUUGUUUACAUUUGGUUAAAGUUUUUUUAAUUUCACUGCCUUUUGAAUCUUGUAUUUGUAAACAAUCUGUACAAAUAUCCUAUCCAUAAUAUCCAUAAUAGUCAUUUUACCCCAUACGGUCCCGUUUUUUGUACCUACAAGAUCGCGUGCGCAUGUCGAAAAAUUAGCAAGUUUUGUAAACAUUUACAAUUAUUUUGCGAACGUAAAUUUUCGCGAAGUAAUGAAAAAAACUUACUGCGAAUAUUAAUCUUAUUACGGUAUAGCAGAUGUUGAUUUUUUAACUAUUUAUAUAUGCACAAGUUAGAAUCCAGUUUUUUAUAUGAACUAGGUUUUUUUUUUCGUUGAGUAUAUAUUCGUAUAGAAUUUAACUUGCGUGUUUAUAAAAAUAUGUUUAAAACAAAUUAUGUA